Molecule: messenger RNA, 480 nt
Organism: Aspergillus wentii DTO 134E9
Lineage: Eukaryota; Fungi; Ascomycota; Eurotiomycetes; Eurotiales; Aspergillaceae
Product: DUF3602 domain-containing protein
Exons: 1
Coding region: 1-480 (159 amino acids)
Source: RefSeq, a predicted model, not a curated record
AUGCCCUCAAAUUACCGCGUCGUUGAACCGCAUCCAUCGGUUCCCCGUACUUCCCGUCCGGCUAUCCAUACUGCUCGCGGUGGUGCCGGCAAUGUCAUCAACUUGAAGAACACCAAGACCACAAAUUCGCAAACCGCCACCGGUCCUCCGUCUUUGACUCGUCUGGAUUCGCGCACUCCCUCCACCUUCACCUCCGGCCGUGGCGGUGCCGGCAAUGUCCACAGCAGCAGUGAGCGCGCCAUCUUCAGCUUCGACGAGGAACUCGAACGUGAUCUCCGCCGUGCUGCCCCCGUUUACCAUGUCGGCCGUGGAGGUGCUGGAAACAUGAUCUAUAGCGACAAUGGCAGCACUCUCAGCCGCAAGUUCUCGUCCAGCAGCUCCGCCACCGUCAGCAGUGCUGGCUCAGCAAGUGACCGGGCUCGUGAUAAGGCCCGUCGUGGCUUGGAAAAGGGCUGGGAGAAGCUGAGAGGCAUGGCCUAA